Molecule: messenger RNA, 5826 nt
Organism: Sarcophilus harrisii (Tasmanian devil)
Lineage: Eukaryota; Metazoa; Chordata; Mammalia; Dasyuromorphia; Dasyuridae
Gene: TMEM65
Product: transmembrane protein 65
Exons: 8
Coding region: 519-1319 (266 amino acids)
Biological process (GO): regulation of cardiac conduction; cardiac ventricle development
Cellular component (GO): mitochondrion
Source: RefSeq, a predicted model, not a curated record
GGCCCGCCCCUCCACUCCCCCACCCCUCUCCUGCCUCGGAGGGCGGCGGUGGCAGCGACCAGGUCGGGGAGGCGCGGGUGCCUUGAAGACGUGGAGCCGCGUAGACUGAACGCUGUAGUCUGGGAGGAGAGGAGGAGGAGGAGGAGCCGCGGCGGCAGGAGGGCGGCCUGCGGCUGACUCAUCCCUCUCGGCAGCCGAGGAGACAGACAGACAAACAGACACACAUAAAAAUACACACAAAACCCGCCCACCCGCCCAGCCCGCGCGCGCCCCGGCUCCAGCAAGGUCUACUCGCCACUGCGCCCGCCCGCAGAGAAAGUUGUGCCCGGAGGAGGAGCCGUGGGGAGACUCGAAGUCGAAAGCGGCAGCCCGCCGGUCCCGGGGAGUGGAUGGUGCCGGGCGUCCCCGCCGCCUGUCAGGAGGGCUUCGGGGCGGGGUCGGGCUGAGCCCGGGUCGGAGUCCCUCCCCCUCGGCUCCCUCCCUUGGCCUCCCUCCUGCGCCCCCUCCCAUCCCCCAGCAUGUCCCGGCUGCUGCUGCCCCUGCUGAGGAGCCGGACUGCGCACAGCCUGCGGCCCCUGCCCGGCUGCCGCCCGCGCGGCGCGGCCGCGGCCCCGGCGCUGCUCCUCCGGCCCCCUCCCGCCCUCGCCGCCGGGCCGCUCCCCUCCCGAGGGCUGGGAACCCACCCUAAGCGCGAGCCCAUCGAAUCGCUGAACACGGCGCAGGGAGCCCGCGACUUCAUCUACAGCCUGCACUCCACAGAGAGGAGCUGCCUGCUCAAGGAGCUGCACCGCUUCGAGUCUAUAGCCAUAGCGCAAGGUAUUCCAAGAAGUUCCAGUCAACUGACAACGACCUCUCCUCACAGUGUCAGAACUGUGGUGAUGAUGCAACUAACUAGUGCUGAAAAAUUGGAGGCUCCACCACCUUCCCAGGCACAGCUGAGAUAUGUAUUCAUCCACAAUGCAUUACCUUUCGUAGGGUUUGGCUUUUUGGAUAAUGCAAUUAUGAUUGUUGCAGGAACCCAAAUAGAGUUGUCUAUUGGAAUUAUUUUGGGGAUUUCAACUAUGGCAGCUGCUGCUUUGGGGAAUCUUGUUUCAGAUUUAGCUGGACUUGGUCUUGCAGGCUAUGUUGAAGCUUUAGCUUCCAGGUUAGGCCUGUCAAUUCCUGAUCUCACACCCAAGCAAGUUGAUAUGUGGCAAACACGAGUUAGUGCGCACUUGGGCAAAGCUGUCGGAGUGGCUAUUGGUUGCAUUUUAGGAAUGUUUCCUUUAUUGUUCUUUAGAGGAGAAGAAGAAGAAAAAAAACUGGAAGAAAAAAAUUAACUUUUAGAAUCUAUAGAAAGAUGUAAAAUAAUGUACCUCACCUAUUAAGUAUGCUGUCACAAUAUUUAGGAUUAAGACAGUAACUAUGUAUAGAUAUGGGAACAAGCAAUUAAGCAUGUUUUAUUAAAACACUAACUUAUUGUGGCUUGGUGUUCUUAGUACAUCUUUUUAUAAAAAAGAUAGCUUCUUAAUUUCAUAAAAAUUGUUAAAAUGCCUUUUCAUUAGUGGCAAUCAACAUUUUCAUUUUUUUCCAUUUUCAUUUUUCAUAUGUUAUAGCCAGGCUAAUUUUUUUAGUCAUUGAUAUACUGUAUAGAUUUGGAAUUUGCUUAUUUGUUAUUAAUCAUAUAUGCUUGCAUGAAAACAUCCUCUUUUAUUCAUGACAAUUCCAAAUCAGCUUUGGACUUUUCCCAUAUACAAAAACUAUUGCUUAUUUUGGUAAAGGUUUUUAAUUCCAUCAUUGUUCUUGCUCCUAGUAUCAGUUUUGGCUUGAUUUGAGAUAAUGAAUUUCCAUUCAUGCAUAGUGUUUCUCUUUCCUUAUUGACUCAUUCAACCAAUGUGAAAAUGAAUUGUUUUAACUGUUGCUGGAGGUUUUUUUUAAAUUUUUUAUUUUCUUUGCUCUGAUCUUUUUGAGUCUUAAGAGCCAGAAGUUAAUGAGCUUAUCUUCUUCACACUUACAUAAAAUACACCCCACAUUAUAAAAUGUACUUUCUGCUUCAUUUUUUCCCCUAUUUUUUGCCUUAAAACUCCCAAUUGUGAGUAAUUAUGUUCUGUUUUUGGCUCAUAGAAAAGAAAAAACAUAAUUUUUGUUAUGUUUUAUGGGGGAAAUUAUCACAGAAUUAAACAUGGUAUUCUAUUUUUAUAGUUAAGGGAAUCAAAAGGAGAAUACAAAUUAUAUGUGAGAAUUAAAAAUUAAGGAUACAUGAAUUCUAUAGGCAAGAAAAAUUAGGAAAAGAAAUUAGAAUCUAAGAAAAAGAUUAGAAUCUACAGAUAGUGAAAUUCAGCAGAAUUAGAGAGGUUCUUUUGCUCUCCUGAAGAGAAGAGGGUUUUUCAAAAAUUUCAUCUUUAUCAUAAGAUUUCCGUUGCUGAAAUAUCUAAAAUUCUCUUCCUACUUCAGAUCUUCACAUGUGUACUUUUUUAUGGAUAGACUUUCAGAAAAAAAAAUAUUUUGUGGGCAAAACUAGCCUUUGUGUGUGUGUGUGUGUGUGUGUGUGUGUGUGUGUGUUUUCUUUUUUAAAUUGUGCAGUCAAAACUUAUGAGGAAACUUUUUUUUUUUGCCUUUUUUGUUAUUCAAAAUAUGUUCUGAAUAGAAGUUGCUCAUUUCUAUUUUUUUGUCGUUGAAAUUUAAUCAUGAAUGAAAUGUAAUUUUCUCAAUCUUUAUAGUUUUUCAAUAUAGGGAAUAUUAAUUAUAUAAUUGCAAAUGGAUAUGUUAAGCCAAUUUCUUACCUUGUAUGGUGUUUUAAAAUGUUAUGGGGAGAAAUAUCAAAUGGGGAUUUUAUUUUGACCAUUCAAGGUUGUUAUAUUGCUGCAUUGGCUUUUAAAAAUUGUAGAAUGACUGUAAUAUUUACAGUCAUACUAUGUUAGUUAUAUUUGUAGUUGGCAUUUAUUUACUUAAUAACCCAUUUUUAAAAAUGAAGAGUUAAACUAUCACAUAAAAAAUUAGUUAUAAAUUCUCUCAACUACUUCCACAUAUUCAGUGCCAUUCUUUAAUUGUAGAGGAAGAGAAGAAAAGAAGUAGAAACAGUAACCUAAAAAAUUAUAGAAUGCAAAAAUAGGGAAAUAUGGAGAAAGUAUAAUUUUUAAUAUGCAGAAAUAAUUUGACACUCUCAUUUACCAUGGACAGAAGGAUAGAACUUUAAGCCUUUCUAAAAAUUGUGGUUUAUAUCAUUUCUCCAUUCAGGAAUUAUCAAACCAAUGCAGAAUUAUGUUGAUUUGUUUGAUACAUGAGUAGUGUGAUGGUGUUAUUUUAAAUGAAGACUUAUUUAAAUAAAUGUUUUAGAUACUUUUGAUGAUCUUGUGUACAACCAAUCCCAUUUAUUUUCAUACAAAUAAUUAAGUGUGGUGCUUGCAUUUUUUCAAACAUAUCAAAAUUCCUAUUGUUAUCCAGAAAAAGUCUGUGUGAUAUGUUUUCCCUCCUCAAACUAAUGAAAUUUUAACAAGAAUCUGACCUUAACAGGAAUUUUUCCCCCAUAAACUUGAAUGCAACAUUCACAAUAUAAUUUAUCAUCUCAUAACAUAAAGUAAAUAAAUUCCUAAUUUGAGAUUUUUAACAAUUUGAAUCAUUCAAAUAAUGAGUUCUUGUUAAAGUAAAUGCAAUGUCUGUGCCCUUACCAAAGGUUUUUGUUGCUCAAAAUCAUAAUUCUAAGUAUGGUGCUUUAUACAAGGUGGUUUGUUGGUUUGGCUUCCCAAUAUAAUGUCUUCAUAUGAGUUUUUUUUUUUUUUUCUUUAAAUCCUUGGAGUCUUCUGUCUAUUAGAAAAAUGGGUCCUUCACUUCUCAUGCUAGUUAUUUAUUAAUGUUUGAACAUUAAAAUAAUAAUGGAGCCAAGAAUAGUAUUAACUGCUAUAGCAGUGUUCAUUUAAGUCAUAACAUGUCCAUGUAUUGGUUUUUGUUUAACUUGUGAAUGCAUGUAAGUUGAAUGUAUUUUGUUGAUACUGUAUGCUUAAUUGCAACCACUGUUUUUUAAAUGAGAUAAAUUGAACUAAAAAUAUUUUAAGAAGUUGAAAAUGUAGUUUUGAUUUUGAAAUGGAUACUAUUAAUUAUCUGCAGGUAGUGAAAACUUUAGACUUAUAGAAAAUUUAAGAUAAUAUAUGCAUAAGUAAAGAAGAUAUAAUCCUGCUCUGGGUACCUUGGUCUUUAAUAGGGAAAAAGUCAGAGAUACAAAGGUACUUGAAAAUGAUCAGAGUCCCAACUCUGCCACUAAUAAUUUUUGCUGCAAAUCUUUCUAAAUUGAACUCAGUUUACCUUCUUAAGAAUAUAGUAAACAGAAUUUGACCUUUUAAACAAAUCCUUCCGAUUUUCCUUUCAGAACACCCCAUUAUCAUUAUAUUGUAUUACAAGGAAGUGAUGCUUUUAAGGUUUAUUGAAAUUUGCAGGACUAUUUGACCUUAUAAUAAACAUCCCUAGACAACUAUGCUUUUUGAGUUUUGUUUUCUGCUUUUUAUGAUUUCUCCUGUUUCUUCUCUAACAAUUAAACUGUAAGUUAUCAUAUGGAUUUUUUAAAAAUAUCUGAACCUGUGAUUUCAUUUGUUAGAGAAUGCCAGUGAGAAAAUUCCCUUUACCAAUGUACAUUGGCAAAUGUUCUGGAAUUUGUAGUCUUAAGAGAAUUGUCUCGAGCACUAAACGUUUAAGUGAAUUUGUGACCCUGAGCAAAUUCUGUAUUUGUUGGAGACAGGAGUCAAGCCCAGUCUUCCCAUCUGAGGAUAGUUUUCUACUUACUGUAUAGAACAAUGUUUUGCUGCCUUUCAUAUAGAAUGAUUGAAACUUAAAAUUGGAAGGAACCCUAAGGAUCAUCUAGUCCAAUCCUCAAAUGAAGCAUUAAUCUGUUAUGUAGCAUCCUGGACAAAUAACCAUCUAACUUCUUAAAGAUUUCUAAUUAUAGUGAACUUAUUAUUUCUAAAGAAUCCUGUUUUAUUUUUAGAUUUUUGAAUGAACGUACGUUGGGAUAAAGUCUAUAUUACUUUUAUUUCUACCUAAUACUCUGAUCCAAGAAAACCAUGCAGAAUAAGCAUUAUUCUUUCAUAUGACAAUUUGACAAAUAUUUGAAGACUGUAAUUGUCUUCCUCAAAUCUUUUUUUAUUGGUUAGAUAUCUCUAGUUCCUUAAACUGAUCCUCCUCCUGACUUGACUUUGAGUUUUCCUUGAUAUCCUGGCCAUAAUCAUCUGGAUGUGUUCUAGUAUAUAAAUGUCCUUCCUCCAUUUGUAACGUUCAAAUCUGAGUAUACUAUUUUAUUUGUGGUCUGACCAGGGAAGAAUACUAGAAAAUUGUGUCUUUCAUUUGGGACAUUAUAACAUUACUGGUUCAUGGAAUUUCAUGUUAUUCAUCUCUAUUAAUUCCUGGCCCAUCUUUGCAUGCAUACUUCAGAAUUUUCAGUUUAUCAUGAGUUGUGGGCCUAGAAACAAGGCAACCAACACUACAGUUAAUUGUCUUUAAGUGUUCAAUGGGUUUUGAGUGAAAGUUCUUGAGUUUCUUGUAUGAAUAUGUAAAUGUUUUAGUGCAUAAACUCUUAAUGAGCCAAAAUUUAAAUUCCAGAGUUUUUUCUUUUUAAACAUUGCUUGUUUUCUCAUCUGUAAAAUGAGGUACUGAUUUAGAUCAUAGAAUUUACAAAAGAAAGAAAUUAUUAAGAACAUUAAAAAAACCAAUUAUUUAUAAUACUUAGAAGUAAUUUUUUUUAUUAUUAGUGAUUUCUGAACAAGACUGUAAAAAACCAUCCUUUACGAAUGUACUUUGAAGGAAAAAAAAUCAUGAUAAAUUUUAGUACCCUCACUCCCCAAUAAAGCUCCUUCCCUCGGC